Theobroma cacao (cacao) is the source of this 2111-nucleotide messenger RNA. RefSeq names its product O-fucosyltransferase 19-like. Lineage: Eukaryota; Viridiplantae; Streptophyta; Magnoliopsida; Malvales; Malvaceae. The record is from RefSeq and is a predicted model, not a curated record. Gene Ontology annotation, cellular component: cytoplasm.
UAUGCUUCUAAUACCAUUGUUAACAAUGGAAACCUUUGAACCCCCCACCAACAAACUGUUUUUCGUUUGUCAAUAGUUUUCCAAGUCUUUUUUUUUUUUUUAUGUUUUUUUCUUCUUUGUUACAGCCAUGUUAACCCUUUCCAUGUCAGGUUUAACCCAUAACUCCUCGAAGGUAUCUUCGAGGCUGUUGGGAUUCGUGACGAGGAGGAGAGUUCUCGAGUCCGGGGAGGAGCAAGAUGGCAACACCUUGCCGGUGAAAAACCCAUCGUUUUUACGUCGGAAAGCGUUGUUUUUGCCGGAGCUUUUGAGGCCUGGGAGGAACUUUGGUCGGUGGAUGUUUUGGGGUUUGCUGCUGCUAGGCUUCAUGACGUUGCUCGCCAAGUUCGCCUUGGUGAACACUUUCCAGGACUUGAAUAUCGACGGGAGGAGAUUGAUUGCAACCAAGGUUGUGGAGAAUUCCAGCAGUGCAAACAAAGUUGUGCAGGAAAGAGGUGGAAAUGGUGGUGACUUCAAGGAGAUAUCCUCCCCAGAGAAGCUCUCGACUCCUGAUAUUUGGAUCAAGCCCAACAGUGAUUUCUACCAUAAAUGUGUUGACAGAUCAAGUAAUGAAAUAAAACCACCUUCAAAUGGUUACAUUCUUGUUCAUUCCAACGGAGGAUUGAAUCAGAUGAAAACUGGGAUCAGUGACAUGGUUGCCAUAGCAAAAAUAAUGAAUGCUACUUUGGUUCUCCCUUCUUUAGAUCACCAUUCCUUUUGGACUGAUUCGAGUGAUUUUAAAGAUAUAUUUGACUGGAAACACUUCAUUCAAUACCUGGAAGAGGAUAUCUGGGUUGUUGAUCAUCUCCCUCCUGCAUUUGCAUCCAUCAAGCCUCUUCCACGACCCCCGGUUUCUUUCUCUAAGCCUAGUUAUUACAGAGUUCAGAUGUCUUCUUUGUUAAAAAAGCACAAGGUGAUCAACUUUACCCACUCCGAUUCCCGGCUGGCUAACAAUGGCCUAUCCAAUCCUAUCCAAAGGCUCCGCUGCCGAGCCAUGUAUGAGGCACUCAAGUUCACAGAAGAUAUUGAAAAUCUUGCCAUGAAGUUGGUUGAAAGGCUUAAGGAUGGUGGCAGCCCUUACAUUGCUCUUCAUUUAAGAUAUGAAAAGGACAUGCUUGCUUUUACAGGCUGCAGUCACAAUCUUACCAAAGCUGAAGAUGAGGAGCUAAGGCAGUUGAGAUACAGCGUACGUCAUUGGAAGGAAAAAGAGAUUAAUAGUGAAGAAAGGAGACGGCAAGGGGUAUGUCCGAUGACCCCAAGAGAGGUAGCUGUGUUCCUUGAAGCAAUCGGAUAUCCUUCGGAUACAAAGAUUUUCAUCGUUGCAGGGAAGAUUUAUGGUCGGGAUGGAGUUAAACCACUUAAAGAGAAGUAUCCCAACAUACUAACCCAUUCAAAUUUGGCAACAGAAGGGGAACUGAUGCCUUUCAAGAACCACCAGAAUCAGCUUGCUGCAUUGGACUAUAUCGUAGCACUGGAGAGUGAUGUCUUUGUUUUCACCUAUGAUGGGAACAUGGCAAGGGCAGUCCAGGGCCAUAGGAAGUAUGAAGGUUUCCGGAAAACUAUCAGCCCAGACAAACUAAACUUCGUGAAAUUGAUUGAUCGAAUGGACAGAGGUGAAAUAUCUUGGGACGAGUUUGCUUCCAAGGUUAGGUUAUUGCAUGCUAACAGGACAGGAGGACCAGUUCCCAGAAGGCCUGGAAACUGCUCGAAAACAGAGGAAAGUUUCUAUGCAAAUCCAUACCCUGGUUGCAUCUGCCUAAAGCAAAGACGAAAAAGGAAAAAGUGUUAGAAUUAGAAGAUAAGAUCAAGCUCAACUUGGAGCCAAUGACAAGCAACCAUUGCUGUUUUAAGUUUAUCAACAGAUACCCAAUUGUACAUAAAGAGAAAUUUGAUAUGUUUGAGCUCAAGGGAGUCUGAGAAUUUUUAACUUCUCUCAUGCUUGAGCUGAUUGAAGCAAUGGAAGGCCUUAGUAUUUAGAAAAUUAGAUCAGGAAAUUAGCUAUACAGUGUAAGUACAAAGUGAGGAAUACCAUUAUUUGUUUGUUGUAAAAUCGACUCUUGCACCCUAUUUAUAUA